AUCACUCUGAGUGGUGAUGGGACAACACAUCACCAUGUGAACUAUGAGUCAAAGUGUGCCAUCACAACGCAGUUCACACCUUCGCCGGCCACCAAAUCACCGGAUAUGCAGUCUUCGGGUACCUACACCACGCAACGGUGGUUUCUUGGCAUCAGCUCUGCCGGAUCUCAUACCGCUCAGGCACAGCACGAGGGCUGGAUUGGCUCGCUUGAGUCUAUGCACGCAAUCCAGAACAGUCGACCAUCGGCACAGUCUGCUCCGAAGAAGCUUGUGGUCCGGGAUCUUGCCCGAGUGCUCUUCGGAUAUGCGUGCGAUCACUCGAAUGAUCAGUUUGCUCUGGUCAACCGUUGGAAAGACUGGAAAGCACUGAACUCGCGCUUGAGUCUCGGAGAAGAUGUGUUUCUACAUAAGUCAACCGAUGACUUUGCUGCAUCAGUUAUGGAUCUGCUCAAUACCAAGAUCACGCGUGUGGGUGGGUGGGAGGCUUGGCAAGCUUUGUCCCCAGUUGAGCAGGCAAAGCACGACACGGAUGUAUUCCAGGAGAUGUGUCUCCGGCUCGCUACCGGUGCAUACGAUGCUCUCUCACCUGAAGACAGGAAUAGCUUCGACUUCUUUGCUCGUGCAGGAUGCUGUAUGCAUAAGGAACUCAAUGCCUUUAAAGGUGGGAACACAGCCAUGAUGGCAAUGUGGGUGGACCGUGGAAUUGAGCCACCAAUGAAGCUCCUCAAUGUCUUUAAUGCCGCAUCUGCUUCGACGGGAUCUGCAGCGGAUCAACAACGCGCUAUUGACUGCUCCACGUCUGGUGGCGUGAAACUUGUACAACUUUGUGGUGCUCUGUUCAAUCAUAAGGACGACAAGAAGGGAUAUCACGACACCUUUAGCUGGUGGCUCGAGGCUCGCUCUGGCUAUCGACUAGUCUUUCCGGAUACCAGCAACACACGCUAUGGCUCCUAUGGCAAUGGCGCAGGAUUCUCUUUGUGGAAACGGCAUGCAAUCUUGACAGUACUUGAGGAGCUGCGGGAUGCCAAGGGCAGCCGUACAUUCACAAACCUUGAGAAGAAUGUUUAUCAUGCACUUCAGGAUGUUCCGACACUGACUGAGCUCGCUGUUGAGGCUUUGUACUAUCAAGCUAUAUCUGUGCCUUACAUGCAACAUGUUCGCGGAGCUACUGUAAGAACCCCUAGAUCGUGGUACCUUAGGCGGGUACCGAACCGUCGUGGUAGUUAG
Molecule: messenger RNA, 1227 nt
Organism: Punctularia strigosozonata HHB-11173 SS5
Lineage: Eukaryota; Fungi; Basidiomycota; Agaricomycetes; Corticiales; Punctulariaceae
Exons: 2
Source: RefSeq, a predicted model, not a curated record